UGUGCCGGUGCCGCCCAGCCGGGGCUGAGGAGCGCGGCGUGGCUAUCGCGAUACUUGCGCGGUCGGGACGCCAUCCUGCCCAUCUUCGUUGCGUAGGUUUCGAGCCCGCCGGCCGGUUGGAAGUGAGGAGGAGCUUCCUUCUUGGCAGAAGCUCCUGCCGGGGCACGUCGAGGGGUGUGCGAGGGUCUCCUGGGGUUUGGUUUAAGUAAAAGAUGGACUGGAGUGGAAAACAUAAUGGGCCAAACGAUACAACUAAUGAUGGAACAGUGGUACGACUUCGAGGCCUGCCAUUUGGUUGCAGCAAAGAAGAGAUUGUUCAGUUUUUCCAAGGGUUGGAAAUCGUGCCAAAUGGGAUAACAUUGACGCUGGACUACCAGGGGAGAAGCACAGGGGAGGCCUUCGUGCAGUUUGCUUCAAAGGAGAUAGCAGAAAAUGCUCUGGGGAAACACAAGGAAAGAAUAGGGCACAGAUACAUUGAAAUCUUCAAAAGUAGUAAGAGCGAAAUCAGAGGAUUCUGUGACAUGCCAAGACGGAUGAUGGGACAACAACGACCCGGACCAUAUGAUAGACCAUUAGGAGGAAGAGGGGGUUAUUAUGGAGCUGGGCGUGGAAGUAUGUAUGACAGAAUGCGUCGAGGAGGUGGUGGAUAUGACGGUGGAUAUGGUGGCUUUGAUGAUUAUGGUGGUUAUAACAACUACGGCUAUGGAAAUGAUGGCUAUGAUGACAGAAUGAGAGAUGGGAGAGGCAUGGGAGGACAUGGCUAUGGUGGAGCUGGAGAUGCAGGGUCAGGUUUCCAUGGUGGCGGUCAUUUUGUUCACAUGAGAGGACUGCCUUUUCGAGCAACAGAAAAUGAUAUUGCUAAUUUUUUCUCACCAUUGAAUCCUAUAAGAGUUCACAUUGAUAUCGGGGCAGAUGGAAGAGCCACAGGAGAGGCAGAUGUGGAAUUUGUAACACAUGAGGAUGCAGUAGCUGCCAUGUCCAAGGAUAAAAAUCAUAUGCAGCAUCGAUAUAUUGAACUAUUCCUGAAUUCAACUGCUGGAGGUGGUUCUGGAAUGGGAGGCUAUGGCAGAGAUGGAAUGGAUCAAGGUUAUGGCUCUGUUGGUAGAAUGGGAAUGGGUAGCAAUUACAGUGGCGGAUAUGGAACUCCUGAUGGCUUGGGCGGAUAUAGUCGUGGCAGUGGAAAUAGUGGAGGAUACUAUGGGCAAGGCAGUAUGGGUGGAGGAGGAUGGCGUGGAAUGUAUUGAAGGGUAGCCUUGCUUCUACAAAACAUCCUGGAAGAAACAGUCUCUGGUCUACUAGACUUUCUUACAAAAUUUAAUUUCUUUUGUAUUUUAAGAACUUUAUAAUGACUGAAGGAAUGUGUUUUCACAAUAUUAUUUGGUAAGCAACAGAUUGUGAUGGGAAAAUCUGUUUUCUGUAGGUUUUAUUUGUUGCAUACUCUGACUUUAAAUAAAUUUUUAUAUUCAAACCACUGAUGUUGAUACUUUUUAUACUAGUUACUCCUAAGGAUGUAUUACAUAUUCAAGACUACAGUCGGUUUAAGAUGUUGUACUAUGGUUCAAUAAAGGUGGUUGUACUGUAACUCCUAUGAACACUGAUUCAGUUCUAUGUAAUCUUGGUGUAGUGAAUGAGUUUGGAAAAUUCACUUGUUUAAGGGGGAAAGGGUAGAUGAAUAGAUUGGUUUAUUUGGCAACAGUCUUUCCUAAACCCUUUUGAUAAGUUGUAUGUAAUAAUCUCAACACAGUGUAAAGCUGUGGAGGCUAAGUCAUCGUUCUGGCUUUCUUCCUUGUACUACCAGAAUCUGCCAUCAUCUUCAAAUGCACAACUGCAUAAACGAGUAGUGCCCAAGGUUUGUGCCUCCCCAAAACCAAGCAACGAUAUUUAUUUCCAUGCUUUGCUGUAGCACCCUAGAUACUACUGCAUUUCACACGUGUAACUUGCAAAGCAAACUAAAACACUAGCACAGCUUUAAGCUAACAUGAAAUGGGUCAAAUACUAGUUAAUUUGAAGUGAUCUAUGUAGUAUUUUUUUUCACAAAUGCUGCUUUUGGGAAGAGCGGGGGAUCUGGAAGCAAGUUAGACUUUUUUUCCUUCAUGAAAUUGUAUUGAAACAUGAUUCGGUCUUUUUUUGCUGCACAGAGCUGAUUUGUCUGUAUUUGUUCGAAACUUGACAAGCCAUUCUAUGGAUGAGCUCGUUAGAAGCAAAGUAUCUCUAAAAUAACUAUAAGCCCAGUACUUGUUAAAUAACACACAACCCAAACACGUUGAUAAAACUUUUUGUGCAUUUGUGACAUGUAAGAUAUGUAAGAAACUAUUGUUUGAAGACACUUAACAUACCUGAUGUGUAAUGAAAAAAGGUAUUUAUUCUUCUGAGCCAGUGUGAUCUCCCAAAUUUAACUGCUUUGUCCUCAAUGCCUCCCUUAAAAUGUCAAAUGUGAUCUUGGGUAUUAAAAGUCUGUCACCUGUUUUGCUAGUACUGUGUUACCUAUGUAAUAAAUGUCUUAUUGUGGGA
Messenger RNA from Aptenodytes forsteri (emperor penguin), 2511 nucleotides. RefSeq names its product heterogeneous nuclear ribonucleoprotein H3 (gene HNRNPH3). The coding region runs from base 213 to 1244 and encodes 343 amino acids. Gene Ontology annotation, cellular component: ribonucleoprotein complex; nucleoplasm. Gene Ontology annotation, molecular function: RNA binding. The record is from RefSeq and is a predicted model, not a curated record. The transcript is spliced from 10 exons. Lineage: Eukaryota; Metazoa; Chordata; Aves; Sphenisciformes; Spheniscidae. Gene Ontology annotation, biological process: regulation of RNA splicing.